Messenger RNA from Iphiclides podalirius (scarce swallowtail), 252 nucleotides. The record is from the annotation of a GenBank genome assembly. Lineage: Eukaryota; Metazoa; Arthropoda; Insecta; Lepidoptera; Papilionidae.
AUGUCACGCCGUCUCGUGGAGAAUGGAGCUAUAUUAUUUGUCAAGAAGAUAAAAGCGCACAGAAUUGAGGUGAAUUUACUCCAACUCUACGAAGACGUACGUUCCAGAAGGUCACCGUUCGUCAUGAACGGCGAUGGUGACGGUGCUGUAGAGUACACCACCAAACUGAGCCCUCACCCGAGGUACAAGCGGGACCCCAACAUAUUUGUCGACAACGAGGAGAUUGGCCAGCAGCCCCGUGUCGUUGCCAUC